This is a messenger RNA of Mucor velutinosus, 717 nucleotides long. RefSeq names its product Serine/threonine-protein kinase (gene SCH9). Lineage: Eukaryota; Fungi; Mucoromycota; Mucoromycetes; Mucorales; Mucoraceae. The coding region runs from base 1 to 717 and encodes 238 amino acids. Gene Ontology annotation, molecular function: lipid binding. The transcript has 2 exons. The record is from RefSeq and is a predicted model, not a curated record.
AUGCCCUUUUUCCCUGAAGACACAUUUCGCGACUUUGUCAAGCAAUGCAAAGACCAGACUAAGCUCGAUGGAGAGUGGGAGUUUUAUGUCAAGAAUCCAGACUUUACAGUUUAUCGCCGACCUGCUCAUGAUCGAAACCCAAAUCUAUACGAGUAUCGCUCCUUUGGUGGUUGGAGUGAUGUCAAAUCAGACACAUUAGCUCAUGUUUACUUGGAUUUAGAAUUUAGAAAAAAGUGGGACAAGAACAUGCAAUCACAUCAAUAUUUCAAGGUGGAAGAUACAUCCUCGGGCGAAAAAAACAAUGGCAACCAUUUUGAAAUGAAGUAUCCAUGGCCUCUUUCCAACCGAGAUUACGCUUACACCAUUGAAAGAAAGGUGGUCAAGGAGUCGGAUGGGAGUAACAAGGAAUAUCAGGUGAUUCUCGGUGAAUCGUUACCCUCUACCAGCUUUCCUGAGCGUAAAGGUGUCAUUCGCAUCGAUACCUACAUGCAAAACAUCUGCAUCACUGCUGGAGACGAUGGAAAAGGAUGUUUAGUGUUUAUGGAUUAUUUUGAUGAUCCCAAGGGAAACAUUCCGAAAUCUGUCAUCAACUGGGCUGCAAAGACUGGCGUUCCAGCCUUCAUUGGCAACUUGAAAGCUGCCUGUCUUCAGUAUGAAAAAGAGCACCCUGACGGUGUGCCUCUACCUUUGGAUAGUUCAGAUGUCAUUCAACUCUAA